Messenger RNA from Daldinia childiae, 1386 nucleotides. RefSeq lists its product as uncharacterized. The transcript has 2 exons. Lineage: Eukaryota; Fungi; Ascomycota; Sordariomycetes; Xylariales; Hypoxylaceae. The record is from RefSeq and is a predicted model, not a curated record. Bases 1 to 1386 code for a protein of 461 amino acids.
AUGGAACGUGAUAUUCGACGAGACCGAAACCAAUGGCGAGGCUGCCAUACAUUCAACAAUAUUGUAUGUGACGGCGACCAAGUCAAGAUCCGUAAACGUAAUGGAGGGCUAAAGAUGGGUCACACAUAUUACUACUAUUAUGAGCUGGAUGGUUCAACGGAGACAUAUGAUCCUUCUAUGCCCACGACCAACGCCUGUCCAUAUCUUCCUGGCCAAACUGUCAACACCGUCGAUGUUCCUCAGGAGCAUUCUCUGUCGAGAAUUCGAAGUGCUUCGAUGAAUUCUCUACGGACUACUGACUUCAAGACGAUGAACCCAAGAGAUAGGUUUAUGACCCCACGGCCGGCUCCCCCGGUGCCCAGCCUUCCCGACCUUCGUCUUGGAUCUUCGCCAGCAAUGUCGCUUGUCCACAAGCGGUCGGCCCGCUCCCUCUCGCCUGCACCUAGCUGGAAGGGUGCUGCCCGGCGAUUCUUCGCACGUAAAAAGGGACAUAACCUAGACAGCGACGCCGGUAGUGAAACCGAGGUUGAAAGUCACUAUGAUGGAGAAGUCAGACAUCUCGACGAGCCCAGAAGCAUCACGCCGGGAAGCGUCCGAUCUCAUGACAUAUCUCUCGAGACCCUCGAGAGAUUUCUAUCAGAUGACCUACCUCAAGCUGUCUCUGUUGCGGAGCCGUCACGAUUGUACAUACCAGAUGAGAUUGUCGAAGAGAACGAAGACGAUGACAACUUUGCGACGUCGGCAGUGUCUGAGACCGCGCCUUUUACGAUGCUAUCACCUCCACCAUUCCAACGGAGCCUUUCGUCAAGUUCGGCCAGGGACUAUAACAACGGAUCCACGGCCACCAUAGCUUCCCCACGGAUCACGCAAAACAACGUUACUACAGAUUAUGUUGGCGUUCCAUCCACGACGGCCAACCUGAAGUUCGACGACAUUCCACGGUCGCACUUUUCUUUUUCAACAACGUCAUCAAGCUUCGUUUCUACAUCAUCGCCGCAGUCAACCGAAUCUCAUGAUCUCAAUCAAUUUUCAUUCUUUGACGAAACGGAUGAUGAGAGAGAGGAUAUCUUUCCUACAGAUAACGGAUCAUUCGCCGUUCAAGGAACCCGCCGAAGCAGCAACGCGGGGCGCAGCAUUCACAAAUAUAGCGAUUCGCCAAUCACGAGUUAUAGUCUACCUCAGCCUACAAUGCACGGCGACAAGCCUUUGGACACGAGUCGCAUAUCCACAGCGGCGCUUGGAACAGAUUUGGAUACUAGAUUGGAUAGCGGCGUGGCCUUCGGUAAUACCAACCUUCUAGGCCGACCAAGUAUCGAUACUGGACUGGACGAUUUGGUUAGCGACAUGGGCUGGAUGGCCGAUGUGAUCCAGCCUAAGUUCAUCUAA